Messenger RNA from Mesorhabditis belari, 198 nucleotides. The record is from the annotation of a GenBank genome assembly. NCBI's taxonomy places the organism in Eukaryota, Metazoa, Nematoda, Chromadorea, Rhabditida, Rhabditidae.
AUGGAUCAAAAUUUGAACGAAGAGCAUACGACUCAAUCCGACAUUUCAAAAAGUGGUAGCUUUGAAGAAAUUGAGCCCGAUGAUGAGCAGAGGUCGACGAUUGAACGACGCACGGUUUCUAGAUCAAGCACGAUAGAAAGAUUGACUUCAGGUUGUGCAGCUGAAAAGGACGCAACAAGACGAGUAAAUCAAGCUUCA